CCUGGUGCAAAUAUGACUGUUUCUGAGGAGAACUUACACAACUUUGGAGCUGUGGACUAUGUCAUCUUUGGAGGGAUGUUGGCCAUCACUGCUGCCACUGGACUCUACCAUGCAUUUGCAGGGGGAGGUCAGAAGACUACUGCCAGGUACCUGAUGGCUGACCGCAGCAUGUUUAGCCUACCUGUGGCCAUCUCAUUGCUGGCAUCGUUCAUGUCAGCAGUCUCCAUACUAGGCGAGCCAUCAGAGAUCUUCGUCCAUGGCGUGCAAUACUGGAUCAUUGAUCUGUCCUUCUUCAUCACCAUCCCAGUCACUGCUGUCUUCUUCAUCCCUGUGUUCCAUGGUUUGGGAGUGACAACUGCAUACGAGUACCUGGAGCAGAGGUUCUCCAUGUCCCUACGGGUGGUGGCUGCCUGUCUCUUCAUCCUACAGAACACCUUCUACAUCGCUGUCAUCCUGUACGCACCUGCACUGGCUUUGGAAGCAGCUACAAAAUUUGAGGUGUGGAAGACAGUAGUACUUGCGGGAACCAUUACAACUCUGUACACAUCCUUGGGAGGAAUGAAGGCUGUGAUCUACACUGACGUCUUCAACUUCUGUGUACUGUUUGUCUCCUUGGUAACCAUCGUUGUCAUGGGAACAGUGAGAGCAGGUGGCAUUGGGCGUGUCUGGGAAAUCAACGCUAAUCACUCCCACCUCAACUUUUUUGAUUUUUCAGUUGAUCCCACCAAGCGUUUGUCCUUCUGGUCGCUGAUAUUCGGAGGAGCUUUCAACACCCUGCCCAUCUAUGCCAUCAGUCAGACAUCCGUCCAGCGUUUUCUCACGGCCAGGUCUCUCAAGGAGGCCAGGAGAUCAGUGUGGAUGAACUUACCUGGUAACGUCCUGCUGGAUGCUGUGGUGGUUUUUGCUGGUCUGGUCUUGUUUGCUUUCUAUAAUGCUACCAACAGUACUGGUCACCAGCUGCACCCAACACCCAACUACACAUCACCUGACCAGAUCCUGGUGUAUUUUGUGAGUGAGGAGUUCGGCAGUAUCCCAGGGAUCCAGGGUCUGUUUGUGUCCUGUCUGUUCAGUGGGACACUCAGUGUUGCAGCUUCUGGGUUCAACGCCCUAGCGACCGUUACCCUGGUGGACAUCAUUCGACCAAUCAGGAACCGGAGAAGACUGCUGUCAUCAUCAGGCAGUACUGCAGGACAGGAGGCCAGGGAUACCUGGAUAUCCAGAGGACUGGGAGCUCUGACAGGGUUUACUGCAGGACUGUCCCUGUCCCUCUGGAUGGCCAUAGGAGCUUUCCUCAGCAAAGAUGAACAUGGAAAUGUUAGGGAAACUGCAUUUUGGCUUUACAGGGUCUCCUUCAUGCUGUACAGUAUAUUCACCUGGCUGAUCACCGUUCUGAUUGGCUACUUGGCAAGUCAUGUGACCAGGAAGGUUCUAAGCCAUGAGGACAUGACUGUAAACCCUUCUCUAAUAACUCCCUUAUUGAGGUGGGUAAAGCCUCCAGCAUGA
Messenger RNA from Branchiostoma belcheri (Belcher's lancelet), 1503 nucleotides. RefSeq names its product sodium-dependent multivitamin transporter-like. The coding region runs from base 13 to 1503 and encodes 496 amino acids. The record is from RefSeq and is a predicted model, not a curated record. The transcript has 12 exons. Gene Ontology annotation, cellular component: membrane. NCBI's taxonomy places the organism in Eukaryota, Metazoa, Chordata, Leptocardii, Amphioxiformes, Branchiostomatidae. Gene Ontology annotation, molecular function: symporter activity. Gene Ontology annotation, biological process: transmembrane transport; sodium ion transport.